UCUCUCUCUCUCUCUCUCUCUCUACUGUAAACAAACUGAUGGACUUGAAAGGAAAGUGAGGUCUUCAAGUCCUCAAUCUUCUUCUAGGUCCCAAGGGGAGGGAAAAAAGCAGUAGGUGGUGGUCUAUACCUCCCUCUUAAAUCUCUUCUCCCCAUGACUGCUUCUUUCUUCUUCUCCUUAGAUCAUCCAACGCUGCUAAUUAACAGCUCCACCUUCAUGACCUACAAAUCUUCUACAAUACUAUUUCCUUGGUGAGUAAACUUGGGUAGUCGGCACCUUCGGCACAUACAUGAAGGAUCAAAGGGUUGAUGAAGCACCGUGGAUCACUAUGACAUGAUGGCCCCGGCUCGGAACCUCCUCCGGAGACACUGCGAUAGCUAUGGGAGCUUCUUCGAUCAAACAGGACUUCAGCUCUGCGAAAGAUCCGACCUAAUGGCCGAAAAGGCCUCUUCAAACACUGGCAGCAAUGACCAGGAGAGGGCUGCAUCUGGAGAAGCUGCCGGGAGCUACCAAGGAUGGCUUCAGCUUGGCACCGGUGCUUCCCGGGCCGGCGUCGCUCCAGGAGAUCCGGCUGCUGGCACUAGCAGUGGAACGGGCGAGCGGCCGCAACCGCAACCUCCUCCUGGCUUGACGAGGUUGGCACCGUCGCGCCCGACGUUGACGGCAAGUCUUGGCCACCACCCAUGGUGGUUUUGGAGUCCACGUCCAACCGCAAGUGGUGCGACCAUGGCUCCACCGCCAAUGCCGUCACGCUGGGGUAUGCAACCAUCGGAAUUCGUGAGACCAUCUCUAGCAAUCGGCAGCCACAUCAGGGUGGUCAGCCCGCCACCGAGGCCGCAGGCGGGGAUGUGGCUGCUUCUCAAAGCGGCGCAGAAUCAAACAAAGGAACCAUUGCUACCGCAGAUACCCAAGAGCUACUUGAGGAUAAAGGAUGGGACGAUGACUGCGAGGAUACUGUUGAAGUACUUGGCCAAUAAGCUGGGUUUGGAGGAUGGAUCUGAGGUGCAGCUUUCCUGUAGAGGCCAGCAAAUUCCUCCUCCGAUGACACUGCACCAAGUCAGAGACCAAGUAUGGCGUUCUACAGAAGCAACAGUGCUGCUGCCUCCUGAAUCGGCAUCCAUCACUGACCAUCUCAUCACCCUGCAUUACAGCAGAAGUGUAUAGGAAACUCUUUUUCUUUUUCCCUUCUUCUUCUUCUUCUCUGACAUUGUGAUCAUCAUGGCAAAUAGAAGAUUGUUUACCUCAAGUGCAGCAUUAGCCUGGAGAAGUGCAUCAUGCAAGUUCCAGGCAUGCAGGAAUCACUUGUCUACAGUGCAGUGAAAGCCUCAUUGGCUUCUGCAUGCUUCUCCUCCUUCCUACUUCACUGAUUCCAUGUCCUACUGCCUCAUACUUGUCCAACAUACAACUCUCAGUCAUAAGAUUUCAUUCUUUUUGUCAUUCUUUGUUUGUGAUCAUUUCACAAAAGAAUCAGGCAUUGAGGAGCCCAAAAGCUAACU
This is a messenger RNA of Musa acuminata AAA Group (dessert banana), 1496 nucleotides long. RefSeq names its product protein LAX PANICLE 2-like. The record is from RefSeq and is a predicted model, not a curated record. The coding region runs from base 334 to 1164 and encodes 276 amino acids. The transcript has 4 exons. NCBI's taxonomy places the organism in Eukaryota, Viridiplantae, Streptophyta, Magnoliopsida, Zingiberales, Musaceae. Gene Ontology annotation, biological process: multicellular organism development.